UCUUCCCAUCAGUUUGUAAGCAGAUUUCGAAGGACAUGCUGGAGAGGCAGCUGGCUGUGGGGGCUGUUACACACUGCUUCAUACAGCAUCUCUAAGCUGCCUGCUCCAACAGCCAUGGAACGAAAGAGAGGGUCUUCCCAUUCUGCUGUGCUGAUUCUGAUGUUCCUCUUCUUUUGGGGUAAUUUAUGUUCUACAGAGGUCAAUGAGUGCCUGUCAGAGCCAUGUCAGAACAAUGGGAUUUGCAUAGCUGGUCUGGAUAACUACACCUGCCAGUGUCCACGGGAUCCCGUCAUCUACUUUGGAAAGAAUUGUGAACUACUGUUUGAUGCCUGCCAUUUCCAGCUGUGCAUGAAUAACGGCACCUGUCACACCACACUGGGAAGUCUGCAGUACAACUGCACCUGUUUACCUGGCUUUGCAGGUACUCAAUGCAGUCUAAAUAUAAAUGAAUGCGAGAGCAACCCUUGCCGAGGGCUUCAUGUGGAUUGCAUAGAUCAGGUGAAUGGAUAUAGUUGCCGGUGCUCUCCAGGGUAUGAAGGGGAAAACUGCACAACAGAGAUCAAUCAAUGUCUUACCAACUCAUGCAAGAACAAUGGAACUUGCUUGGAUGGGAUUGGGAAUUAUACUUGUGAUUGUCAACCUGGUUACACAGGGGUUCACUGUGAAACCGAUAUUGACGAGUGUGCAUCAAGCCCGUGUUUGAAUGGGGCUCUGUGUAUUCAAGGGGUAAAUAAAUAUAGAUGCUUCUGUGUUCCUGGAUAUCAGGGAUCUAACUGUGAAAUUGACAUCAACGAAUGUGCAUCCAAGCCGUGCAGAAAUGGGGCUACGUGCGUACAUGAUGUGGAUCGAUACUUGUGUGUCUGUCCUCUUGGCUACAAAGGUCUGAACUGCGACAUUGAGAUAAAUGAAUGUGAGUCUAAUCCCUGUCAGAACGGUGCCAUGUGUAAAGACCAUGUUGCGUCCUAUGGCUGCACCUGCGCUGUUGGCUAUAAAGGGGUUAACUGCGAGAUAGAUAUCGAUGAGUGCGCCAGCAAUCCAUGCAUCAAUGGAGGGAUGUGCAAGGACCUGAUCAACGGUUACACCUGUGACUGCGACGAGACAGGAUUUCAAGGCACUAACUGUGAGGUCGACAUCCUGGAGUGUGCCUCUGACCCCUGCAUUAACAACGCCACUUGUCUGGAAGGAGUGAAGAACUACAGCUGCCUCUGCUGGCCAGGUUAUACCGGACAACUCUGUGAAACUGAUAUCAAUGAAUGCACAACACAGCCUUGUGUGAAUAAUGGCACAUGUUUGGAACGCUCCAGUCAAGAGUAUUACGGCAAUCUCCCACAGUUCAAGUCUACUUUCAGUUAUACCAGUGCAUCUGGCUAUGUUUGCCUUUGUCAGCGUGGGUUCACAGGGGAAAAUUGUUCAGUAAACAUUGACGAAUGUGAGUCAGGUCCUUGUAUGAAUGGAGGCACUUGUGAAGAUCAAACCAAUGGAUUCCAAUGUCACUGUGCACCUGGAUUUACAGGAGUGACGUGCCAAUCUGACAUCAAUGAAUGUGAGGACAGACCCUGUGAAAAUGGAGGAACCUGUGAAGAUAGCGUUGCAGACUACACCUGCCAUUGCCCUCCCGCGGGUGAAGAUGGCAUGACAUGGGGAGGAAAGAAGUGUUCAGUUCAACUGACCGGCUGUCUGGAACACAACUGUUACAAUGGAGCCACCUGCAUCCCGAACCUGGUGAAUGACAUUCACGGCUACUUCUGCAGAUGUCCUCCUGGUUUUUAUGAUGCUUUUUGUUCAACUUCAACAACUGUCUCCUUGUACAACGGUUUUAUAAUUGUACAUUCAGCAGAUGGUGAGAACCAGACCAACAGACGUACAGUUGAUGAAUCAGUCAGCAUCAGUAUGAGACUUAGGACUACCUUACCAAAUGCGGUGCUGAUUUAUCGAGGUGAUCUAAAUGAAUAUAUUCACAUUCAGAUUUACAGUGGGCUGUUGAUGUCUAGAGCGGUGAUCAGUGGCCAGGUAAUGGACAUCUCAUUCAGUAGUCCGGUCAAUGACGGGACAUGGCACCAACUCAGAGUUCUUCUGGGGAAGAACUUCCUGGUGAAGUUAUCACAUCCGAGUUGUCCAAAUCAGACUUGCUCAGACUCAAAACCCAUUAAAUCAGCCACACUCCCCUCACUGGAUGCAUUCCAGAAAACGUACAUUGGGGGCUACCCUGGAAUGUACCUUACAACUCAGGAAAAUUUCACUGGAUGCCUGCAGGAUUUGGAAAUUGAUAACAAGCCUAUAUUACCACAGACUUUCACAAACGAUACAGCAUGGAAUUUUAAAGUCGGCUGUGAGAAGACAAACUGGUGUAACCAGAAUCCGUGUAACAGUAAUGGGAUGUGCAUUGACUUGUGGACGAGCUACACAUGCGAUUGUUUCCGGCCAUACACAGGUCCCACUUGCAUCCAAGAAUACAUCCCUGUGACUUUCAGCAACAACAGCUCCAGCAGCUCGGCAUCUUUCGUUAUCAUGGAUAAUCCAGGCUCAAAAUUUGCAAUCUCGUUCUUUAUUCGCACACGGAAUCCAAAUAGCUUCAUACUCCAGCUCAGGAAUGCUACAGCUCCCUACCUGUCGACAUACCUGCAGAACGGUAGCAUUUCCAUCAAAAUCCAAGGCAUGAAGCUAGACACAUCCAGAAACCUGGCUGACGGCAUCAGGCGACUGAUAGAACUUCACAUGGAUGAAGGCUGGCUGACUGUGAAGGAAUCUGAUGUUGUUUUGAGAGAGCUUCUGUUGCCUCGUGCGAGUAUUCAACAGUUCGAUAGUAUCCACAUUGGCCAAGAUCCUGAGGAGGAUUCUACUGUAUGGGGAGGACCUUUCAAGGGCUGCCUACAGGAUGUAAGGGUCAACAAUAAUCUACUGGAGUUUUAUCCACUGGAAAUCAAGGAUUACACUUUGUCGCUGGAAGUUUACACUAAUAAAACACUUGUGAAUGUGAUCAAGGAUUGCAUCAGUGAUGAUACCUGCAAGCCUGCUCCGUGCCAAAAUGGAGGGAACUGCACUGUGACCUGGAACGAUUUUGAAUGUAAAUGCCCACAGCAGUACACAGGACGGACCUGCGAGGAGAUAGUGUGGUGUGCGACAGAUCCAUGUCCCUCAGAAUAUCGCUGUCUGGAUCUCCCAGGUGGAUACGAAUGUCUUGCCAAUGCAACGUUUCGGGGUGAAAAUCCGAUUGUUUACACUAGCAACAAGCUGAUCACAAGAGACCUCACCAGCAUUUCCAUCGACUUCAAGACCAGAGACACAGCCGCAGUUCUCCUUCAGGCCAGCCAUGGUGCUGAAUCCUUCUGGUUUGGAUUCCAUAAUUCACAGCUGCAAUGUAAACUGUACAGUGGGAACAGUGUAGAGGGCCUGACCCUCUCUACUACCAUCAAUAUCUCAGAUGGGCAGUGGCACACAGUGCUCGUGACCAUGGAGGAGCCUUCAAAGAUAUCAUCAAGAUGGAUCAUUACUGUGGACGGGAAUUCCAAUGUCACCAGCACAGUCACCGCUGGCAACGUAAACUUUCUUCAGGAUAAUGCAGAGAUAACAGUGGGCAACAACUUCACAGGGUGUCUCGGAGUGGUCAGAAUUAGUGGAAUAUAUCUUCCUUAUAUAAAUCAGAAGGUCGUCACAAAGACAGAACAGUUUGUUAUAGUGAGUGACUCCCCAACCCUGAUUGGAUGCCUUGGCGCAGAGGUAUGUUCCCCAAAUCCGUGCCUGAACAAUGGAAUGUGUGAAGACCUAUUUGACCUUUUCCAGUGUGAUUGCAUUUCAGGGUGGGAAGGUACCCGGUGUGAGGUCAGUGUUGACGACUGUGUGUCCAGGCCCUGCAUCCACGGCAACUGCAGCAACUUGCUGCAAGGCUAUAGGUGCAACUGUGAUCAGGGCUUCACCGGGGUGAACUGUGAGAACGAUAUAGAUGACUGCACGGACCACCGAUGUAUAAACCAGGGGAGCUGCAUUGACGGCCUCAACUCGUACUACUGCAACUGUCCGAGCCAGUUCACUGGGCGAUACUGCGAGUGGCUCUACCCCCCGGCAAAGUGUGGAGAGGGUCUCAGCUGUAACAACGGAGGACUUUGCACUGAUGGCGUCUGGGGUGCCAAUUGUACCUGCAAGCCAGGCUUCACUGGAGAAAGGUGUGAAGUGGAGGUCAAUGUGUGUGAGUCAAACCCGUGCCAGAACGGUGCUACCUGCCAGAACAUGGUCAACGCCUUUGAGUGCAUUUGUGCAGCAAACUUCGCAGGCGAACAGUGUGAGCUCGAUAGAGGGAACAAGGCGGACUCUAUCCCACUCCUGGCAGUGGCUGUGCCCGUGGUGUGUGGGACUGUGCUGCUGAUUGUAAUAGCUCUUAUUUUUGUGGUCCUUACUGCCCGUAAAAAGCGUCAGACAGAAGGGACAUACAACCCGAGCCAACAAGAAGUGGCUGGGGCCCGGCUCGAGAUGGACAGUGUCCUUAAGGUGCCUCCCGAAGAGCGCUUGAUAUAGUUGGUUGAUUGAACUCCUAAGAGGAAAGGAUGCUCUUGUUUUGAGAUAUCCGACCACCCAGGUGGCAUUUCUCCAGCUCCGUGCCUCCCCUUGACUGCUGAAUCUGCUGAGACAAAUCCCCUCAUUCCAGGCAUCUGCUUCACCAAGAGGUGGAUGCAACCCGGUUUAUGUUGGCACUGCACUGUUCUCACAGCGACCGCAGCUAAUGACACAUCUAGUGGGGAAGUUCACACUGUGCUGCUCAUUGCAGUGUCACACGAAUGACGUGUGAAGUCAGAGACUGAUUCAAGCAUUCCUGUUAACACAAUGGUACAGCACAGCAUCACCUCUGCUGAGAUCACUCCCAUCUCAGAGGCUGUUGUACAGAGGCUCCAGUUACAACAAGUGGCAUUUCCCCAAAAAAGGAGCUUUUAAAGCAAUUCUGUGUUCUGACUGGUGGAAAUGUUGUACUCAUUUAUUUAAAUGUUUACUGUAAUUUGAUUCUUAAUUGAACCACUUUUUAAUAGAAAAUUCUCUGUAGCUCCAAAAUUUAAGUUGAUUAUAUAUUGAAACAAAUCUGUACCGUGUGUUAAUGGAGGGAUCUAUUUAUAUGCCUAGCUGGGAGAAGUUUGGUAUUAACAUUAGGUGAUGCUGCGCUUUAUGUAAAUGGUAGAAGUCACUGGAUACCACAUCACUGUCUUCUGUUUCCAUGUCUAAUUAAAGACAUGUUCACUAUGAGCAAGUCUGUACACAGCUUGAAAGCACUUAUGCUGUUGCAUCAACAGUUGUUACUGACAGACUGCAUCCUCGCCUGUUCUAUUUACAAACUGCUGUUCGGUGAAAAGACUGCCAGUUAAGCUCAGGCUGAGGAUGCAGUACACGAGUCCAGGCACACGUUACCAAACAAAGACAAUAAACUGUAGAUUCCUCACGAUGACUUUACUUAAUGGUAAAUGUUCCACAACAGAAAGGGACUUCCCAGAGAGACGAUACUCCCAUUAUCGCUGGCUGGGUGGCUGCAGUUGGAGUCAUCAUCGUCAUCGCUGCCACAGUCCUGGUGGCCACCAUGAGA
Molecule: messenger RNA, 5560 nt
Organism: Pristis pectinata (smalltooth sawfish)
Lineage: Eukaryota; Metazoa; Chordata; Chondrichthyes; Rhinopristiformes; Pristidae
Product: protein crumbs homolog 1-like
Exons: 13
Coding region: 115-4509 (1464 amino acids)
Biological process (GO): heterophilic cell-cell adhesion; establishment or maintenance of epithelial cell apical/basal polarity
Cellular component (GO): protein-containing complex; plasma membrane
Molecular function (GO): calcium ion binding
Source: RefSeq, a predicted model, not a curated record